AUGUUUAUAGAAGCAUCCAAUCCAAGACGACCAGGUGAUAACGCAAAAUUGUACAGUCCUCAACUGGAAUUUUUUGGGAAUAUGUGCCUUCAGUUCGAUUAUUAUAUGUCUGGUGCAACUACUGGAAGCCUGAAAGUCACCGUAAGUGGGAACUUAGUGUUCUUUGCACGUGGUGAUAAAGGAGACAUGUGGCGUAAAGCCCGCGUAAACGUAUCAGCUAUCGAGGGAUUGCAUAUGGUAAGCCAUGCUUUAUUUUUGUGUCUCUUCUAACAACAACAAUAACAACAACCGAAUCUUUAUUUUUAUCAACUCAUUGCUUAACAAUAAAUUAGGAUGAUGAAAAUGUUGAAAGUAAAAUAAGAAUUUAAACUUAAAUGACCCUAUCAAUGGUGGAGUGGUAAAACGCUGUUCUCUGCUAGAGGUAGUUGGGGAAGCCAACCGGGUUGGGAGCCAUAAGUCACCAAUAGCUCACUUUUUUUGUUAACUUAAUUGCCAUGAUAAUACAGCUGCGGGUCCGGGAAUUUUUUAAUAAAGGGUUCCGAACUUGUGCUCACCGUUGAAAGCAUGUUACAACUGUUUACAACUGAUAGUUUUCACAAAUCCUGGCCAUCAUUUGCUGUUAUUUAGUUAAAUUUAUAUAAACUACGUAGAUUGCUAUCGGUGAUCCAUAAGUGGUAGUAAUUUCAGUUUUACUGAAAGCGCCUUCGAUAACAAGAUUUUUCUGGUCUGAAGGGUGCGCAGGCUAGGUCUACCAUCCAGAAGACUCUUUCGGUUCUCGGGUCUAUGUUCUCCGAAUCUUACUUUAGCCAUAAGUUUCUGUACUUCGGUCUGUAAUGAAAAACUGAAAAAGUCGAGAAGACUGCAUCCGUUAUAAUACUUCAUCUUUACCAUUAAUUAUAAAUUAAGCACACAUGAAAUUUAAGUGAUGUACCAUUUGGUAACAUUAUUUAGUCAUAGCAAGAUUAUUCUUUCUUACUCAUAGUGGUGCAAGUAAGUCCGUAACUGUAGUGCAAAAUAUGAUGCGCUUGGUGUUUCCAAGAGGAUCUGUUUUGCUAUUAGCCGACAUUUCCUUAUUUCUAUUGUUAAGUUUGUAGUUUUUUUGACAAAUUCGAAGAUAAUUUUUCAUUAAUUUGAAGACAUUAAUGACAACAGCGACUCUUCCGGACUGAUUGCAACUUUUGACAGGUAACAUUUGAGGGCGAAGUGGGAAGCAGUUUAACUGGUGACAUAGCAAUUGACGACUUCUCCUUGACAGCAGGGUCAUGUCUUUAUGGUAAGUUUUUUGACUAA
Porites lobata is the source of this 1290-nucleotide messenger RNA. The record is from the annotation of a GenBank genome assembly. NCBI's taxonomy places the organism in Eukaryota, Metazoa, Cnidaria, Anthozoa, Scleractinia, Poritidae.